UAUAAAAAUAUUUAUUUAUAGUACAUGCAAAUGGCUGCUGCACCACAGUUGAGUGUUGCUUCCUAUAAACCAGAUGCUGUCAAUCAGGUGCAACCACGCGGUAUAUCAAUGAUGGUUAGCGGCGAAACAGGUGUACCAUACGGUACAAUGAUGCCACAAUUGGCAACAUUGCAAAUUGGCAAUUCGAAUUUCUCUCCAUCAUUACAGUAUAUUAGUCCAACUUAUCCAUAUUAUGCACCACCUACAAUUAUACCAACAAUGCCAAUGACAGAUUCUGAGCAGGCUAGCACAGCUGCAUCACCCGAUGAGGCAUAUACGCAGUAUCCACAUCCAGCCGCUCCCAAAUAGGUUUUCGCGAGGUGAGUGCGUGAGUGUGUAUAUUCAUAAUUUGUUUUUUAGUUUUUAAUUAGGGUUUUAUUUUCAAAAUUGUUAAUAAAAAUUAUAAAAUUUUAAAAACUAAAUAUAGUCAAUUGGCGGACUUUUUUCUUAUAUUUUUAAAGGGUUCAAGUAGAAAAUGGGAAUAAUUUUAAGGUUUCCUGCAUGUAUUUUUUUUAUUUUAAGAAAA
Lucilia cuprina (Australian sheep blowfly) is the source of this 565-nucleotide messenger RNA. Its product is annotated as protein alan shepard-like. NCBI's taxonomy places the organism in Eukaryota, Metazoa, Arthropoda, Insecta, Diptera, Calliphoridae. The record is from RefSeq and is a predicted model, not a curated record. The transcript is spliced from 2 exons. Bases 25 to 348 code for a protein of 107 amino acids.